This is a messenger RNA of Eruca vesicaria subsp. sativa (arugula), 537 nucleotides long. NCBI's taxonomy places the organism in Eukaryota, Viridiplantae, Streptophyta, Magnoliopsida, Brassicales, Brassicaceae. The record is from the annotation of a GenBank genome assembly.
AUGUCAUACUCAAUGGCUUUGUUCGGGGAUCUUCCGAACAUCCUUUCGAUAAAGGAUACGGUUAAGGAAUUUUUGUGCAACUUUUCCUAUUGUCGUAAAGAUUUUGUGACACUCCUUGAAGAACUCAAGGGCAUGACUCCUACGUUACGAUAUGCAUCCAUUAAUUAUGAUCGCUAUGAAAGAGUGCUGCCUAGGACCCCUUUCAUUUUAGGAAAUAUCCGAAGUUCAUGCGACUUUGGAGAGGUACUAGUGGAAUUGGUCUUGUCUCCCAAGAUUUUAGUCAAGAAGCUGGAAGUGUUUGAGAUCCGUGAAGCAAGACUCACAGUGCAGAAGAUAAAGGCGGUCAAGUCUCUAUCGGAAAUUAUGUUGUUGCUCAAUGGUGAUGGUGCGAUAUUGGAGAAGAUUUCAUUAAAAAGAAAAGAGAUAUCUGAGAAGAUCUCGGAGUGCAUGAAGUCCAUUUGUGAAGGUGAAAUAGGGCUUCAAGAUGUUUUGGAGGAAGCAAGUUGGGCGGAUCUCGUUGCCUUGCUGUCCAAGUAG